AGGUCCUCCAGUUCCCCUCCUCUCACAUCUUAAGGAAGGAGACUCGAGCAGAGAUGUUGCAAUGCAGGAGGAAAGAAUCAAACAGUGGGCGAAGACGGAGGAGUACUGAGAGCUUUUAGGGUUUCUGACCUCCAGAGAAAAAAAGUACUUUCUGCUCACCCGUGGAUCCACAACAUCCUCUUGAUCCACAGCUGCAGUCUGCCUCCCCGCCAAGGGAGGACAUGAUUGCUUGCGUGAUGGCUUUGGAGGCUGCUUUGCUUCCGUGCUUGCCCGCAAGAGAGCUCCAAGCAAUUGACCGUUCUCCCCACCCGUCUCAUCAAAUUGAUGUUGAGAGACAUGCCAGAGACUUCAUGGAGGCUGCCAAAAAACUUCAACUCUAUUUUGUUGGUCUGGAACGUGAUGAUCAGCCCACAAAGGCAGAAACCCUUCGAAAGGAAAUUGCUGUGAUGGAAGAAGAAUUGAAGAUCAAGUCUGAACUUAUCAAGAAGCAAGAAAGACUGAUCCAAGGGUGGAGAAAGGAGUUGAAAGACCAGCUAGACAAACACAAUACCGAGUUAGAGAGGGUGUGAUAGUAUCGCUCUACCAAUAUAACACAUUAUUUCAUCUGAAUUUCUGAGAUUCAGUUUGUACUUCUGGGUGUAGAGGUCCUGAACUGAUGCGAUGACGGGUGUUAUCUACGUCAGUUUUGCUUUGCUGAAUGAAUGAGUUCACGUUCUGUA
Messenger RNA from Rhododendron vialii, 719 nucleotides. RefSeq names its product mediator of RNA polymerase II transcription subunit 28-like. The coding region runs from base 222 to 569 and encodes 115 amino acids. The transcript is spliced from 4 exons. Gene Ontology annotation, cellular component: mediator complex. The record is from RefSeq and is a predicted model, not a curated record. Gene Ontology annotation, biological process: regulation of DNA-templated transcription. NCBI's taxonomy places the organism in Eukaryota, Viridiplantae, Streptophyta, Magnoliopsida, Ericales, Ericaceae.